This is a messenger RNA of Spinacia oleracea (spinach), 1505 nucleotides long. RefSeq lists its product as uncharacterized. The record is from RefSeq and is a predicted model, not a curated record. Lineage: Eukaryota; Viridiplantae; Streptophyta; Magnoliopsida; Caryophyllales; Amaranthaceae. The coding region runs from base 208 to 1257 and encodes 349 amino acids. The transcript has 7 exons.
UUUCACCAAAGCACCCUCCAGAAGAUCAACAUCAUUCCUCCUAACUUUGAACUUCAUCUUGUAAGCCAGAGCUCCACUAAUUUAUUUUUACAUGGCACUCACUCUUCAUCCUGCAAAUUCCUGCUCAUAAAUGUUGAAUUCAUCAACUUGAUAAUAAACAAGUUACAGAAAUUCAACAUACAAAAUUGGCAAAACCCCAGAAAAAAAAUGCGGAGUCUCUUAAUCCUAAGACCACCAUCACCAUACUUCUCUUCUUCUCUCUCCUCCUCCUCCCAUUCACCUUCUUCCUCCUCCCUAUCUCCGCCGCCUAAUCCACCCACAACCACCAGGAGUAGCAGGUUACCGCGGCGGUUUCAGUUCCUUAGCCCUUCAUGUUCUUCUUCAAAGAAGCAUAAGCAGCAAACUUCACAGACUACCCUUCAGAAGUCUCCUGCUCCUCAGAGCCUCCGGCGUAUCUUGAAUUGGAACCCUAAACCUGAAGACGAUGACGAAGACUCGAAAGGCAGUGAUUCGGGUUUGAAAGAUGAAGAUGAAGAGAUGGAUAUGGAAGGGGAAACCGCCAUUAAAGGAACUCUUAUUGCUGGGUUUUUGUUAGUUGGUGUUGUUGGUGGGUUUGGCGCUGCUGGGUAUUUUUAUAAGGAUCAACUUUAUUCCUUCUUGACCCAGUUUUCUACCAUUAUUGAAGGUUACGGGCCAGCUGGAUAUGCGAUAUUUGUGCUUGUUUAUGCAGGACUUGAGGUACUUGCAAUUCCGGCUAUUCCAUUGACAAUGUCUGCAGGACUUUUAUUUGGUUCAGUCACCGGAACAAUACUUGUUUCCAUCAGUGGAACAUUAGCAGCGAGCAUUGCUUUUCUAAUUGCAAGAUACUUUGCACGUGAGCGAAUAUUGAAACUCGUUGAAGGAAACAAAAAGUUUCGUGCAAUCGAUAAAGCCAUUGGAGCGAAUGGUUUCAGAAUUGUUGCCCUCCUUCGUUUGAGUCCCUUGCUUCCCUUUUCCCUAGGGAAUUACUUGUAUGGACUUACGUCCGUCAAAUUUCUUCCCUAUGUUUUGGCAAGUUGGUUGGGGAUGCUUCCAGGGACUUGGGCCUAUGUGAAUGCGGGUGCUUUUGGGCGGGCGAUUAUCCAAGAAGAAUCCGGGCUUGGUGUGUCUGGAGGAAAUAAUCAACUCCUUACACUUGGGCUGGGAUUAUUAGCAACAGCUGUGGCUGCUUCAUAUGUCACCAAACUGGCCAAGGACUCGAUGAAGGACAUUGAGUGAAAGAGAAGGAAGGAUGUAUGUAGGUUGUAAAAUUCAUAGGUUACAUUUUUAUCAUGUAAAUUAAAAAUACGGAGUAGAAUUAUUUAACAGAAAUCUUAGUUCGAGUUGAUUUCUUCUUCCGAUUUGCGAGAAAUGACGAAAAGAAUGGCAUUAUUCUCCACAAAUGAAGAGAAUGAACAAAGAUAGUCUCAAAAUUGUAUUGACUUUGAGAUAUGUAAAUGUAAAUGUUCUGCUCCAGUUCAUAUUCA